Colletotrichum truncatum is the source of this 552-nucleotide messenger RNA. Its product is annotated as perilipin mpl1-like protein. The record is from RefSeq and is a predicted model, not a curated record. NCBI's taxonomy places the organism in Eukaryota, Fungi, Ascomycota, Sordariomycetes, Glomerellales, Glomerellaceae.
AUGUCCAAAAUGGCCCAAGUCAACGGCGACCUCCCGGCUGUCAACUCGGCCACUGCUCAGCACCUGCUGGAUAUUCCUGUCUUCCAUGAUGGCGUUGUUGCCUUCAGGAACAACCCCUAUGGCAAGAAGUCAAUCGCCCUUAGUGAUUCUGUUUACCAAACGCUUGCCGUUCCCUUCAUUCCCUACUUUCGUCGCCCCUGGGGCUACUUGCGCCCGUAUGCCGAGAAAGCCGACGCUCUCGGAGACCAAGCUCUGACCAAAGUCGAGGAGCGCGUCCCAGUCAUUAAGAAGCCUACUGAGGAGCUGGUCGCUGGCGCCAAGGCCAUUAUAGCCUUACCAAUCCGCACCGGUCUAGAGGCUAAGGAUCACGUCUUUAAGACAUACGCUCAGGAGAAGAAGAAGGUUGGCGGCGACAACCUGGUGGCCUACAGCAAGGCCCUGGUCAGCACCACCCUUAUCACCAGCAGCGAACUCAUUAUCUGGGUUGGAGACAUCAUUCACCACAAGAAGGAAGAAACUAAAGAUGUCGUGAACGAGAAGGCUAACAACUAA